Molecule: messenger RNA, 793 nt
Organism: Trichosurus vulpecula (common brushtail)
Lineage: Eukaryota; Metazoa; Chordata; Mammalia; Diprotodontia; Phalangeridae
Product: guanine nucleotide-binding protein G(I)/G(S)/G(O) subunit gamma-11-like
Exons: 3
Coding region: 299-520 (73 amino acids)
Biological process (GO): G protein-coupled receptor signaling pathway
Cellular component (GO): heterotrimeric G-protein complex
Molecular function (GO): G-protein beta-subunit binding
Source: RefSeq, a predicted model, not a curated record
ACUAGAAUUGGCUGGAGUGGGGGGGGGGGAGCGGUGUGGAGGCUGGGGCGAGAGGGAAGGAGGACCCCGAUAGGGGACCAGGGUUCCCAAAGGGCCUCAUCCUCUUCCUUGAUUCACACACAAAGCCCGGAUGUAACAAAAAAACAAGAAACCCAGCCCCAAGCCUCUGACCUGUUUCCUCCCUGCUCUUGGGUCCGGGGUCCAGACCGGCAGUGCAGUAAGCAGAGAGCUGGCAGCAGAGAUCCUGGAUUCCCAACGUGACUGUACUACUAACUAGCUAAGUGACCUCAGAGAGAAGAUGCCGGCAGUCCACGUCGAAGACCUCUCGGAGAAGGACAAGCUAAAGAUGGAGGUGGCGCAGCUCCGGAAGGAGGCGAAGCUGCAGAGGCAGCAGGUUUCCAAGUGUUCCGAAGAAAUAAAGAAGUACAUCGAGGCGCGCUGUGGCGAAGACCCACUGGUGAAGGGCAUCCCGGAAGACAAGAAUCCGUAUAAGGAGAAAGCAGGCUGCACGCUCUCCUGAGCAGUUCCCCCGGGGUUCCAAGCAAGGCCAAGGCCAAGGCUCUACCCAGGCCUUGGACAUAUUCGCAAGUGUGUAUUUCCCCGCGGCUUUGCUGGGAAACGCUAAAGCUCUGACACUAUGAUCGGGUGUCUCCAGAGGUAGAUUCCGGAGGCCGUCCUCCACCCCCGCCCUUGGGCUGCAGGAAAGGAUUUAGAACCCUCCACGUGGCUCUGACAACGCCCCGCCUUCACCUUCACUGCUCUUUUCCCCCAAUAAAGCUCUGUCUCCCCUUUU